UAAAACGAGAAUGAAAAGGGUAAACCACAAAAUAGUUCGAAAUGAUGAAUAAGUGUAUAGCUUGAAGAUAUAAAGUAUUAAUACAGUCCGUCGAAUUCGCUGUCGUGGAAAUGGGUACAUUCGUGCAGUGAAUUUUGUACUGUUCGGAACGUAAAAUCAGUAAGUCUGGCUCUGCUGUUGAGAUAUUUUUUCUGUAAAUAAAUCUUAAUCUCAUUCACCUGAUGUUAUCUGCAUUUUAUACGAGAUACGCAAUCGAUACGCAAUCAAAUUUAACAUGGCUUUGAAUGUUGGACUUUUCAUAUUCAGUCUUCGCGUGAUAUUCACCGCAAACGUAUAUCUUAUCUUAUAGCUGCGUAAUUUACAGUUAUGCGUAAGACGUGAGGAUUCGUCAAAUCUUGUCCAAAAUUGAAAGCUAACUUUCUGAGCCUAAUUUUUGUUUGGUAAAUUUUUUAAUCAAGCUAUUACGGAAAAAGUAUAAAGGAACGAUAAUUUGAUGUGUAACGGGGUGAGACUUUUGACGUGAGUGGAGAAAAUCACAAAAGGAGACGCCGGGACCGAGAAUCGAUCCGGCGCUCCCGAUAUCUCUAGGCGCGCGCUCUGUACGUCGAGCUAAUGCCGCCUUAUUUCGUCAAACUCUAUUCUGCCUCGAUUACCGGCGUGGCGAGGGACGUUGUUCCUCGUUACAACCCCCCGCUAGAGUCGGAUUAUCGUCCCGACUUCGACUCUACCAAUCCACCGCAGGAUCGCCGGUAAUGCAGGAAUUCUUCUUCGCCGACUAGCUCUUCGACGAUGUCUCCAGCCUCGUACAUCCCCGCACCUUUCGCACUCGUCUUCUUGACCGCAUGUCCAUGUCGUAAUCCGCUGAUUACGAUGAUACUUUGAAUUUUUCUUAAAAUUAUGGGGCACUUUAAGUGGCUCAAAGAUCUACUUUUGUACGGAUACAAGCAUGACAUUGUGGACAGUGACAUUUAUGAAGUUUUGCCGCAACUUCAGAGCAAACUUCUUUGCGACGAUCUUGAGAAAGUUUGGAACGAGGAACUAAGUAAUGCCAAGGCAAACCAGAAACAGUCUUCAGCAGGAUCGACGAAAUGGCCGAAGAAAACAGCAAUAAAGCUAGGAAAAAGGAAGCGACAUCUGCACCAGGACAGAAGAUCACAGAAUCAGCUAAACACAGAAUGACUUAUGGCGAUAUCAACUAUCUAGGAUCUAACAAGGCAUUUUUCUACUUUGAUAGAGGUAUAAGAGGUAAACAGGUUUUCAUAAAUGCAGUCUCCUCACUCAAGCACCAAUCGCCUUAUAAAGAUAUAGUUUUUACGUCAGACUGUAAAUGUGAUUCAUCAAAUCAGCAUAAUGAGAUGUUUCCACACUACCGAGAAACCUGUGCAGUUGGGCUUACGUGCCCCGCAAGGCUCAGCACAACAGAAAGGAUGUCUUACAUAAGAGAAAAAAACGCAACAACAGAUAGAUUUAUGACAGCAAGACAAAUGUUGCUACGUUAGCUGCUGUAGUUAUGCGUAAGACACGUGGAUUCACCGAAUCAUGCCCAAAACUGAAAGCGAACUUUCUGAGCCAGAUUACUUUUUGGUGGCUCAAAAAGCUACUUUCGUACGGAUACAAGCAUGACAUUGUGGACAGUGACAUUUAUGAAGUUUUGCCGCAACUUCAGAGUAAACUUCUUUCCGACGAUCUUGAGAAAGUUUGGAACGAGGAACUAAGUAAUGCCAAGGCAAACAAAAGAAAGCCAAGCUUGUGGCGGGCUUGCAGGAUAAAUUAUGGACCCAUGUUUUUGAAGCUGUUAAUAUUCCCAGCAUGCUACAUCAUCAUCGAUUUACUCUUACCGUUGAUCCUGGAGCAGUUACUGUUGCACAUCGAUACAUCAAUGUGCUACGUGUACAUAACUCUUUUGCUUCUUCUGCAGAUAGUGCAGACAUUUGGAACGCGUCACAGUAUGGUUGAAUUCACCCUUAUUGGCGUCCGCGCGAGAAUCGCCCUCACAUCUCUCAUGUAUAGGAAGAUGCUCCGAUUGUCGGCAAACAACAAUGCUAGUGGAAGGGUCGCGAAUUUGCUGAUUAAUGAUGUGGGAAGAUUUGAGUGCGUGUUGUUUUUUCUUCCUUUUUUAGUAUUUGCUCCGAUUGAAACGAUGAUCACGACUUAUAUACUCUGGCGAUACUUUGGCUAUGCAGCUUUCGUGGCUGUCAGCUUAUUGAUUCUCCUAAUAUUUCCACCACAAGCUUUAUUUUUCAGAUUACUAUCAAAUUAUCGAUCACAGCAAUCUGCACGCACUGACGAAAGGAUAUCGUUGAUAGGUGAAGUGUUUAAUGGGAUUCGCACCAUAAAGAUGUUUGGUUGGGAAAGAUUGUUUGAAAAAUCUAUUUAUUCGUUCAGAAGACGUGAAAUAAAAAUGUUUAAAAAGCUACACAACAUCCGAGGUCUAACUUUCGCUAUAACUACUUUUGGUUAUCGGCUUACCACCUUCUCGACGAUUUUUCUUUACACGUUUCAAUACGGUACAAUAUCACCUCUUUCAAUAUUACUGUUAGUUUGCUACUUGGUUAAUCUACGACAGACAUUGGCCCAAUUCUUUUCUGCUGGCCUUACUCAAAUGGCAACCGUUAAUGUUUCAAUGAAACGUAUCGAGGAUUUUUUACUGUUGGAUGAAAUUUCAUCAAAUGUUAAGAGAAUUAAAACGGCUGAUUCAGACAUAAAACUGACUAAUGUAACAGUACUUCCUUCAAAGGGAGAUCCCAUUAAAGAAAAAUCGUUGCACUUUGAUGUCAAUUUUGUCGCUAACAAACUGCAUAUUGUUAUCGGACCUGUUGGAGCUGGAAAGAGUACACUGCUCCAAGUAAUUUUGGAUGAAGCGCAACCAGAAACCGGCAAAGUCAUUGUUAACGGACGGAUUUCCUAUGCGAGCCAGGAUCCAUGGCUUUUCGCAGCUUCGAUAAAAGAGAACAUAAUUUUUGGCGAGAAAUAUGACGAAGACAAAUACAGGACAGUGACGCAGGUUUGUGCCCUAAUGGAGGACUUUCGUCAGCUGCCUUACGGCGACAAAUCUCUGGUCGGAGAGAGAGGCUCGAAUCUCAGCGGCGGACAGUGCGCCAGAGUCAGUCUGGCAAGGGCAGUUUACAGAGAUGCCGAUAUUUAUUUACUCGACGAUCCUGUCUCUGCGGUUGACGCACACGUAGCAAACCAUAUUUUUAAAGAAUGCAUCAACGGCUAUUUGAAAAACAAAACACGAAUUUUAGUUACGAACAAUUUUCAGUUUCUAAGAGAGGCGGAUGAGAUCGUUUUCCUCGACGAUGGGAAAGUCGAGUUCAAAGGCACUUUUGUAGAUUUCGAUAAAAACGAAAAAUACUAUAGUUAUUUGCCUAGGAAUAGAGGAUCGGAGAAAUCGGCAGCAAAUGAGAAAGACAGUACAAAAAAUGAAAGUGAGAGAUUGAACGAUCCUUCAGAUUCUCAAAAAGACAAGAAUAAUGUAGAUCAAGGACCCAAAGAAACGGAUGAACUAUUGGCCAAAGGACAUGUAAAAAGAUCGAUAUAUCUAAGAUUUAUUCGGCAAAGUGGUUCUUAUAUGAUGCUAUUUUUCGUAGUCCUUGGCCUCGUAGCAGCUGUAUGCUCUACUUCUGCCUUUGAUUACUGGCAGAUUGCUUGGACUAACAAUAAAAAGAAAAGUUUUGAAAACAUUGAGGAUAUGAACGCAGCUGGAAAUACGGCAAUCGUUGAAAAUAGUUUAUCAUUCAUGAACUUUUCGUAUAUAGUAACAUCGUUGUCCAUAUGUGGAGGAUUGUUAAUUACAGUUGUCAUUACAAAUAUUCUGAAAAAUCUGUUGUGUUUUCGAGUGACUUUAAGCGCUUGUGAAAGGCUACAUAAUAGCAUGUUUGGAAGUUUGAUGAAAACACCCCUGACAUUCUUUCAGACUAAUACUGCUGGACUUAUUCUAAAUCGGUUUUCCAAAGAUACCGGAGCAAUUGAUGAAAUGCUAGUAGUUGCAUUAUUUAAUGUUCUGAACGAACUAGCAAAUUGUACUGCAGUUCUUUUGCCAGUUUUAAUAGUAAACUGGUGGAACACUUUUCCAUCUCUAAUUGCAAUGUAUUUAUGCUACAAAGUAUUUAAAUUUCAUAUUCCAGCAAUGCUAGCUAUAAAAAGACUGGAAGCCAAAGCUAAAAGUCCAGUCCUGUCUCUGGCAGUUUCUUCGCUUUCUGGAUUAUCGACCAUCCGAUCAGCUGGAUCUCAAGGUUUAGUCAGUGAAAUCUUUGAUGACAAUCAGGAUCAUCAUACCGCUGCACAUUACCUAACCGUUGUAGCAAAUCAAAGUUUGUCCAUUUGGCUGGAUAUGACGAUAUUUUCUCUCUGGGCUGUCGUUGCCUACAGUAGCAUUCUCCUGAAAAAUAAUAACUUAUUUGUAGCCAACGUGGGGUUGGCACUCGUUCAGCUCCGUAGCAUUGCUAUGAUGCUACAAUAUGGAUUUAGGCAAAUGGCUAUAGCUGUGAACGAGAUGAUUGGUGUAGAGAGAAUGUUCCAGUUCGUAGACUUGGAGCAGGAGCCUGACGCAGAGGUAGAUCCCCCGAUAAAGCCAAGUAACGAUUGGCCAACAAGAGGUGAAGUUGUAUUCGAUAAGCUUUAUUUGAGAUACUCUCAGGACGCGGAACCGGUUCUGAAAAAUCUGAGCUUCAAAAUUGAACCAGGAAUGAAGGUAGGAAUAGUAGGGCGUACAGGCGCUGGAAAAUCUUCAUUGAUAUCGGCAAUUUUUCGCUUCGUCAAGUUUGACGGGACAUUGUUGAUCGACGGCAUCGAUACCAAAAAAAUAAGUUAUUGCUAUCUACGAAAUCGCAUUUCUGUAAUUCCUCAAGAGCCUGUUCUGUUCGCUGCAUCAUUGAGAGACAAUUUAGAUCCGAAGCGUGAGUUCGACGACGCCUCGCUUUGGUCAGCUCUGGAGAACGUCGAGCUCAACAAAACGUUCGAUUCCUUAGGUAAGGUCAUCGACAAAGGUGGCAAGAGUUUGAGCACCGGUCAACGUCAGCUGCUCUGUUUGGCCCGAGCCAUUGUCAAGAGGAACAGGAUUCUGAUUCUAGACGAAGCCACUGCCAAUGUCGAUCCUGCUACUGACGAACUGAUUCAGAAGACGAUCAGGACUGUCUUCAAAGAUUGCACUGUGUUGACCAUUGCACACAGACUGAAUACGAUAAUGGACAGUGAUAAGGUACUGGUGAUGAGUUACGGCGAGGUUGUGGAGUUCGAUCAUCCGUACGUUCUGCUGAAGCAGAACGACGGACACUUUUCUGAGAUGUUACAGCAGGUUGACGGCGACACAUCUCAGCAUCUCAAAGCGAUUUCAGAGCAGGCAUUCAAUAACAGCUCUAUUAUCUAUGAUCAACAUCUUGCAGACGGCAAGUAAAAUUUUGAGGUAUUGGCGUAUUUGCAGUGAUUGCGUGAUAAUGAAAAAAAUUGCGUAGACCUGUUAUAGUACAAAGUAAUGUAUAUAAGCUAUAGCGACCUGUGUAAACCCUGUGUUGGUAUUGUAACAACUGUAAUCCUUAUUUUAAUGUAAAAAAUCCUCAACGUUUUUAUGAUCAUCAUAAUUGAUACAAAAUACUCGAUCGUAUAAUACAUAAUCAGUACAUCGAAA
This is a messenger RNA of Nasonia vitripennis (jewel wasp), 5626 nucleotides long. Its product is annotated as multidrug resistance-associated protein 4-like. Gene Ontology annotation, biological process: transmembrane transport. Bases 1511 to 5395 code for a protein of 1294 amino acids. The record is from RefSeq and is a predicted model, not a curated record. Lineage: Eukaryota; Metazoa; Arthropoda; Insecta; Hymenoptera; Pteromalidae. The transcript has 19 exons. Gene Ontology annotation, molecular function: ATP hydrolysis activity; ABC-type transporter activity; ATP binding. Gene Ontology annotation, cellular component: membrane.